Triticum turgidum subsp. durum (durum wheat) is the source of this 1050-nucleotide messenger RNA. The record is from the annotation of a GenBank genome assembly. NCBI's taxonomy places the organism in Eukaryota, Viridiplantae, Streptophyta, Magnoliopsida, Poales, Poaceae.
AUGGGAAGCAGUAAUCAAGAACCGGGGGUGAGCCUCCGGACGGAUGGCUGGCUACAGAAGCCUAUGGAUAGCCUCAUGCAGAUCCCGGAUAAGAUCCAAAACUCUCUCAAGCUACAUUUUGGGCGUUUCUUGAAGAUGGAUGGUGUUAGCGGUGGCGGUAUCAAGGCACAAAUGCCAUCAGAAAAGGUGAGGGUAUCAUAUACCGCUGCUGCUGCUUCAGAGGAUAGCUUGGACCGGCAGCUCCAGGCUUGGAGGGACAAUCCUAGUUGGACUGAUCAGCCUCCAGAAAUCAAGGUGACUGUGCCACAAGGCUCUCUUUGCAAUCUUAAUCUAAAAUUUAAGGCAGGAUUGCCACCGGAUGCAGUUUACAACAUUAUAAUUGACCCGGAGAACAAAAGAGUGUUCAAAAAUAUCAAGGAAGUGGUGUCAAGGAACGUGUUGCUUGAUGAAGGAUCAAGGCAGAUAGUUGAAGUGGAACAGGCAGCGAUAUGGAAAUUCCUUUGGUGGUCCGGCAUCUUAUCAGUCCAUGUUUUUGUUGACCAGGACAGAAGAAAUCACACUGUGAAGUUCAAACAAGGGCGAAGUGGUUUUAUGAAGAAGUUUGAGGGUUGCUGGAAAAUAGAGCCCCUGUUUGUUGACAAGGAAGCAUGCCUUCCUCUUGAUCCACAUACGCUGGAAGAAUAUGAUUCUUGUUCUGCUGGCAGAGGAAGAGUUGGAUCUGCCAUUACCUUGGAUCAGCUUAUUGAGCCUGCUCUGUUGCCCCCACAGCCCAUCGCAUGGUAUGUGAGAGGGAUUACCACAAGGACGACCGAGAUGCUGGUGAAUGACCUAAUAGCGGAAACUGCUCGGCUGCGAGGCCUGGCAAGCAAUGGGGAUGCCAACCAGCAUACUGAAGAAAAUCAUGAUGUUAAUGGAGACGUUCUAACAGAAGAUUGUAAUGAUGUUAAGGAAAGGUGGCGACAGAGAAGAAAAGCUGGACGACAGGGAAGUUCCCUUAGAUUGACAAGACAACAGGGGCAGGAUAAACUAUCAAGCCUGAUCAAUGUAUAA